GAGAGGGAGGGGCCCCAGCGGCCGCAGUUGGGCGAGGAAGCUGCGGGGGUCGACCUUUGCGCCAGGCGGGGCCGGGUCGGGUUGGGUCCUUGGCAACUCUUCACCCAGAGGCACCGCCGCGCAGGAGCCAAGCCGCCGCUAUGGACGUCCCGCCGCUGGCGGGCAAGAUCGCAGUUCUGUCGCUCGGCGCCCUCCCGUUGUCCUACGCGCUCAACCACCUCUCGGCGCUCUCAUACUCCCUGGGGGUGGUGUUGAUGAGCGCCCUGAUCCUGGGUCUGCUAUUCUUGGCUAUAUACAGCUUGUCCCGCAGUGACAUUUACUACGACCCACUCUAUGCUGUCUUUGCAGUCUUCGCCUUCACCUCCGUGGUGGACCUCCUUAUUGCUCUCCAGGAAGAUGGCUAUGUGGGAGGCUUCAUGGAGUUCUACACUAAGGAGGGUGAGUCAUACCUUCGCACAGCACACGGGCUCUUCAUCUGCUACUGGGAUGGCAUUGUUCACUACCUCCUCUACCUGGCCAUGGCCGGUGCCAUCCGUAAAAGGAAAAGGUACCGGAACUUUGGACUCUACUGGCUGGGAUCCUUUGUCAUGAGCCUCCUGGUCUUCCUCCCAGGAAACAUCCUUGGCAAAUACAGCUCAGAGAUCAGGCCCACCUUUUUCCUCACCAUCCCCUACGUGCUGGUCCCAUGCUGGGCUGGCUUUAGGGUCUUCAACCAGACCCAGGCAUCAACCUGCUGCACCCCCAACAUGGUGCAGGAGGAGCAAAGAAAGAGCCUUCUGUGGCGCCCAAUUGACCUGGCCCUCAUCAUAUAUCUCACUUUUGCUGCAUUCUUCACCCUCUUUCGGGGCCUGGUGGUGCUUGACUGCCCCAUGGAUGCCUGCUUUGUCUACAUCUAUCAGUAUGAGCCAUACCUGCGGGACCCCGUGGCCUAUCCGAAGGUGCAGAUGCUGGUGAAUAUGUUCUAUGUGCUGCCCUUCUAUGGCCUGGCUAUCUAUGGCCUCAUCUUUCCUGGCUGUUCCUGGCUGCCAGACUGGACCUUGGUGUUUGCUGGAGCCAUUGGCCAGGGUGAUGCUAGGUCCCUGACAGACUCCAGCCCCAGCUCAAGAUUCCCUAAUGUAGAGAAGAAAGAGCUAGACACAUACACUCCCAACCUCAAAAGGCACAGUUCUCACACAUGGGUGCCUCCAUGCAUCUACGCACGCCCUUCACCUACCGUGUGCCUGAGGAUAACUGGGCCUGCUUCUUCACGUGCAACCUACUGUAUGCGCUGGGCCCCCACUUGCUGGCCUUCCGCUGCCUGUGGCGCCCUGCCUUCUUCCUACACCCGCCUCCUGGCCCCCCAGCCCACCACGAGAAGCAGCACUGAGGGGGCCAAGAGACUCCCCAAGACUCUGUUUACAUGCCCAGCCAGCCCUGCCCCUAGAAGGCUGUUUUGGGAUUUUUAGAGGAGGAGGUGUAUCUCUGGGUGACUUCAGUUCUGGCUAUGGUGAUUUCAGGCCAGUGGGUGGGAUGGGGGUGGAGGGGCCCAAGGGCCGGUUGUUCGAGCAGAGAGGGCCACAGCCAUACUCAGCUAUCACCUCACCCAAACCACACAUGGACACCCUCCCAGAAUUCAUCCAUUGUUUCCCCAUGGAUCCUUUUAGUAAAAGUCCUUUUGAUGUAUAAAAU
This is a messenger RNA of Sus scrofa (pig), 1668 nucleotides long. RefSeq names its product transmembrane 6 superfamily member 2 (gene TM6SF2). NCBI's taxonomy places the organism in Eukaryota, Metazoa, Chordata, Mammalia, Artiodactyla, Suidae. Gene Ontology annotation, cellular component: endoplasmic reticulum membrane; endoplasmic reticulum-Golgi intermediate compartment membrane. The record is from RefSeq and is a predicted model, not a curated record. Gene Ontology annotation, biological process: lipid homeostasis; regulation of lipid metabolic process.